Messenger RNA from Ruditapes philippinarum (Manila clam), 1152 nucleotides. Its product is annotated as O(6)-methylguanine-induced apoptosis 2-like. Gene Ontology annotation, biological process: epigenetic programing of male pronucleus. The transcript is spliced from 9 exons. Gene Ontology annotation, molecular function: histone binding; chromatin binding. The coding region runs from base 69 to 1106 and encodes 345 amino acids. The record is from RefSeq and is a predicted model, not a curated record. Lineage: Eukaryota; Metazoa; Mollusca; Bivalvia; Venerida; Veneridae. Gene Ontology annotation, cellular component: male pronucleus; female pronucleus; germinal vesicle.
GAUGUAAAUUUAGAACUCUUUGUUAUCGUGAUCACUUCCUACCGGAAGUGUCAAUCGGUUGUUUAGAUAUGGCUGCCACUGACAGUAUUCGGGUUGUCGACGAAGAUUAUGUGAGAAGAAUUCAUAGCAGAAACCCGUCGGGGCAUCUUCAUAAAGGCCAUGGAAUAGUGGCAGCCACAUCUUCAAUUCCUAGUAAAUAUCAAACAAUAGUCACUGACAAUGCAGACAGGAAAGGCUUCAAUGCUCAAGCUAAACGUUUUCAACCAGAGGGUCAUUUUACUGAUGCCCCUGGACCAGGAAGCUAUAUAGGACAUAUUAAAGUAGACAAUGGCAGUGCAUCUUUUUCAAAGAAAGGAACUGGUGGAUUUGCCUCAAAGACAAAAAGGCACACAAGAUAUUUGAUGUCCAAUGCACCAGGUCCUGGAAUUUAUGCAUUACCUAGUUUAUUGACAACACAAAAAGAUUUUAACAAGUCUGGAACUUCUGGUAACUUUCACAAACCUAUAGCUGUACCCAUAGAAAAUGACCCAAAACAUGAAAAACCAGCGCCAAAUGCUUACAAUGUACUAAGAAGUAAGUUAGGCAAGGCAAACAAUGUUACAGCUGAUGCAGCGUUUAAGUCACAAUCAAAGAGAGAAAUGAUAAAUAUAAAACAUACAGCCAAGAUGCCGGCACCAGGUCAGUAUGAUGUAAACGACUCGUUACUACAUGAGAACGUGAAAAUUCCUUUCUCUAGUUUUAAAUCAACAUCUAAAAGACAAAUGGCCCCUGAUCCACCUAAGUUUCCAGGACCCGGUGCCUACAAACCUGGGGAGGCUGUAGAUCCUGCUCAUAAACAACUUUUUCCGAGGAAACACUAUUUAUGUAUAUCAGCGCCUGCUAUGCCAUUGCCUGUGACCCCUCCGCCACCAGGCCCGGGGAGCUAUGAUGUUGUUGAUUAUGAAGGUCCACCAAGACAUUAUAUGUCCGGAGCAGCUUUUGUUUCAACAACAAGUAGAUGGACUUCAAAUGCUAAACAUCUAGACCAACCAGGACCAGCUCACUACAGACCAGUUAACAUGGGAAAACAAUCAUUUAUAUAUAAUGCAGGUUCCAAGUGGAUCUAAUCAGAAACAAUUUGAAGUGUUCAUGCAAUAAAUGUUUAAUAGUGAA